Molecule: messenger RNA, 1542 nt
Organism: Thrips palmi
Lineage: Eukaryota; Metazoa; Arthropoda; Insecta; Thysanoptera; Thripidae
Product: solute carrier family 26 member 10-like
Exons: 9
Coding region: 1-1542 (513 amino acids)
Biological process (GO): transmembrane transport
Cellular component (GO): membrane
Molecular function (GO): sulfate transmembrane transporter activity; oxalate transmembrane transporter activity; bicarbonate transmembrane transporter activity
Source: RefSeq, a predicted model, not a curated record
AUGGUAGCCUUCGAGGCCAACAGCGUGCCCGUCGCGGGCGUGGGGCCGCCGGGGCCGCCCGGCCUGCCUGCGCUGGCGUCGCGCCUCGAGCUGCGGGUGCAGCGGCCCGUGUUCCAGCAGGAGGACAUCAACCGCACCUUCGGCUACGGCAAGCAGCCCAAGGAGGGAGGCGGCAGGAGGUGGAGCGCCGCUGCCGCCAAGAGAGCCGUCCUGGCCAGAGUGCCGGCCCUGGGCUGGCUGUCGGCGUACGACUGGCGGGGGGACCUCCCCGGGGACCUGGUGGCGGGGGCCACGGUCGCCGUCAUGCACGUGCCGCAGGUUGCCUCCGCUGUCUCCUUCAUGGUGGGCUGCUACAUGCUCGUCAUGUCCUUCUUCAGGCUCGGCGCUCUGUCGAACCUCCUCUCGGACCCGCUCGUCUCUGGGUUCAGUGCGGGUGCCGCGUUCCACGCCUUCACCUCGCAGCUCAAGGACGUCCUGGGCGUCAAGCUGCCGCGACGCCGCGGCGCCUUCAACGUGCCCCUCGCGUACUACGACCUGGCCCUGGCCGUGCCGCGCACCAACCUCAGCGCGCUGGCCGUGUCCGCGGUGGCCCUGGCCGUGCUGGCCGUCAACAACGAAGUCAUCAAGCCCUGGGCGUCGAAGCGCUGCUCCCUGCCGAUCCCCAUCGAGCUGGUGGUGGUGGUGGCGGCCAGUCUGGUGGGCGCGCACACCGACUUGUUCGCCGGCCUGCGGUCCAUCGGCCCCAUCCCCACCGGCAUACAGGUGCCGAAGCUGCCGCCCCUGGAACUCCUGCCUCUGGUGGCGCUGGACGCGCUGACGGUGGCCGUGGUGGCCUACGUGAUCGCCAUGUCGCUGGCGUUGCUCUUCGCGUCCCGCGAGCGCUACGAGGUGGACGCCAACCAGGAGCUGGCGGCCCUGGGCGCGGCUUCGCUCUUCGGCUCGCUCUUCUCCUGCAUCCCCGUGACGGCCAGCCCGUCGCGGUCCUCGCUGCAGCUCUCGGUCGGCGGCCGGACGCAGCUCGCGUCCAUCGUGUCCUGCGCGGGGCUGCUCGUCGUGCUGCUGUGGGCCGGGCCCUUCUUCGAGCCCAUGCCGCGCUGCGUGCUGGCCAGCAUCAUCCUGGUCGCCCUCAAGCCCAUGCUGGUGCAGUGGGGCGACGUGGUCAAGUUCUGGCGGCUGUCCCGCGUGGACGGCGCCCUGUGGCUGCUCACGUUCCUGGUGGCCGUGCUCGUGGACCUGGACAUGGCGCUGGCGGCCGGCGGGGCCAGCUCCGUCGUCAUCCUGCUGCUGCAGAGCGCCACGCCGUACACGUGCACGCUGCAGCCGCUGCCCGGCACCGACAUCUACGUGGACACGCGGCGCUACGCCAACACCGUGGCCCUCAAGGGCGUGCAGAUUUUGCAGUUUUGCGGAGUCCUGAACUUCGCGUCGCAGGGCCACCUGAAGGCGGCGGUGCGGCGCCUGGUGCCGGCCUCGGACAGCACGACGCUGCACGUCGUCCUGGACGUGGCCGCCGUCACCAGGAUCGACCCCUCGGAUGACUGA